This is a messenger RNA of Pundamilia nyererei, 666 nucleotides long. RefSeq names its product mal, T cell differentiation protein. The coding region runs from base 62 to 520 and encodes 152 amino acids. Gene Ontology annotation, molecular function: structural constituent of myelin sheath. The transcript has 4 exons. Lineage: Eukaryota; Metazoa; Chordata; Actinopteri; Cichliformes; Cichlidae. The record is from RefSeq and is a predicted model, not a curated record. Gene Ontology annotation, cellular component: membrane. Gene Ontology annotation, biological process: myelination.
UCCAGAGGAAAGAGCAAGGUGCUCACUGUUAAAUCAGCACUGGGAGAAGGAAGAGGCAGAGAUGGCUGCAACAACUGCUCAGCCCAUGGGGAGCCUGCCCAGUGGACUGGGAAUAUGCACCACUGCACCGGAUAUAUUUUACAUACCUGAACUGGUAUUUGGUGGUUUGGUUUGGAUUCUAGUUGCAUCGACACACGUGGCCCCACCGAACCCUCUGGGGUGGGUGAUGUUCGUCUCUGUUUUCUGCUUCGUCAUGACCUUCCUCUGGAUGAUCAUCUUCGCUGCCGGAGGUCAUAAAAACAGUUCUCCCUGGGCUGCUGCUGAUUUUGCUUACCAUGGCCUGGCAGCGCUCUUUUUUCUAAGUGCAGGGGUGGAUUUGGCUAUCAUCACCAUCGGGGUGAAAGACCUUGACCUUAAAAUCUACAGGACUUACAUUUCUGCUGUGGUGUUCGCCUUCGUGGCCACACUCCUGUACUUCAUCCAUGCCAUUCUCUCAGCCAUCCGAUGGAAAUAUUUCUGAAGAGUGAAUAGCAGAGCUGCAAGAAAGUAAUACACUCCAUCUGCUGUGCACAUCUAUGCCCCUGACUGUCUAUGUGUGUCUUUGUCUGUUGGAUAAUGUAUUUAAGUCACAUUAGAUUGGUCAGAAUUGGUCUUCACUGUAUGUGA